CACUGACAGUUUUAAAACACAUGACAAUGAAGCGAAGCUGUCAAUGAAGACAUAUACCAUAGCGUCGUCAGUAGCUGAACGGAUUUCAACAGUCAAUAUCCAGAGUCGGCUGCUAAACAACCAUCCAUAUACUGUCAAAUCAAAGUUAUUAGUUCUUGUACCAGAGGAAGCGUUCGUGUCGAAAUUCAGUAUAUUCAUAGAUGGAUCGGAAUAUGUGGGAAAAUUGGUUGCAAAAAAAGAAAGAAAGGCAACUCCUAACAACGAAACAGAAACCCAAAUAAAUGUUGAAGUCAAAUUUUCAGAGACGAAUACAGAACGGGGUAUUAACAUUUUUGAAACAGAUAUAAAACUAGAAGCUGGAGCGGAGACGACACUUUCAUUGACAUAUAAUGAACUUUUAGAACGUCGACUAGGACUUUACACUCAAAAAAUAUUUGUGUAUCCAGGUCAGGUGGUUGACACAUUAGCCGUUAGUGCGGCUGUGAUGGAACACCAAGGAUUCGAGGCUUUCUCCUAUUCUGUUCCAAACUCAGAUAAAUCUGUUUCUUUGUCAGCAACUUUAGAUCCAACAGUAAACAGUGUUCUUUAUCAACCAACAAAGAUACAACAAUCAAUAGUGUCGUCAAAAGGAAUAAAUGGACAACUUGUAAUUGAGUAUGAUUUGAAACAUGAAAAAGACGCUGGUAAUAAUGUAAUUGUAGAAGGAUACUAUUUUGUUCACUGCUUUACACCAAGUGGACUUAAAACCAUGGACAAGAACAUUCUAUUUGUAAUAGAUGAUAGUGGAUCAAUGGAUGGUACCAAAAUCCAGCAAGUUCGGGAAUCAAUGCUAUCUAUUUUAGAUAAUCUGAAUUCAAACGAUUACUGCAAUAUCAUUACCUUUUCCUCUUUAGUUGAGACCUGGUUAUCUACGCCCGCCCUGGCAAGCUCUAAAAAUAUUGCUAAAGCGAAGACAUUUGUUAAUGACAAUCUCUACGCCUCUGGAGGUACUAAUAUCAACGACGCCCUAAUUGAAGCCAUACAAUCACUGAAAUCAAGUUCUGUAAAUGUGAAGCGAGCCCAGAUUAUAUUUUUUCUGACAGAUGGACAGCCAAGUAGUGGUAUAACAGAUACGAAACGGAUACGAAAGAAUGUUAUGGAAGAAAACAAAGGCUUUGCCGCUAUAUAUUGUCUUGGAUUUGGUUUUGAUUCAGAUCACAACUUCUUGGAGAACUUGGCCAAUGAAAAUAAUGGAUUUUCACGACAAAUUUAUGAAGAUGAAGACGCUACUGAACAACUUGUGGAUAUUUAUAAUGAAAUUAAAGAUCCUUUGCUGUUAGAUGUUAAAGUUAACUAUGAUAGUAAAUAUGUAGAAUCAACCACUAACAAUAAGUUCCACCAGUAUUUUAACGGAACCGAGAUUGUUGUUGCGGGAAAAGUAAAGAAGUCCGGUGUUCUUCCAGCUGAUACGGUUGUAGUACACGGAAUUUCUAAGGAUGGAAACUUGAAAAUGACAUCCAAAUCCGUGACUAUUCGCCCGGUUGAUGAAAAUAGCAGCACGAAGAAGCUACAGGACAUCAAAAAAAUUAAACAACUAAUUGGAAAAUAUUUUACCUACAAUAGUACAGAAUCUGAAAAAGCCCAAAAAGAUGCUAUUGAAUUAGCAAUUGAGAACAAUUUUAUUACUAAAUUUACAUCAUUUGUUCUUCAAGCCAAAUCUCCUUAAACCUUAGAAAUACGUUCAGUGCACUACAGGAUUCGGAUCAGUUUUCACUACUAUAAUCAGUCUCCUGAGUCAACCAUCAACCAAAUGAUAAACAGAAGGAUAUAUGCAUUUCUCUUUAAUUAGUUAUUGAUUAUGUCAAUUAUAAGACUAUCCGGAAAUUUACAAAAGGAAUACAUUCCUGUUUUUUUAACAUUUUAUUUGUUUGUAAUUCUUUUUUUAUGUUUUUAAUUAUUAGCCUACAUUAGCCUAGCAGUAUUUUAGCAUUAAACAUUUUUUUCUUUUUUUAUGUUUAACUUAAAAUACAUAAUAUUAUAGUGUUGAUAUUAACAAAUUUACAAAUUCCUUUUUAACUCGGGAGUUUUAAGACGUAGCUAUCGCUUAGGUAUUAAAUAUUAGCAGCUUUUGCAAUUAUGACGUCAUUUAUGGUUAACCAUGUGAGGUCACAGCAUGAAUAAUAUUAUGAAUAUUUUUCAAGUGUACUAUUUUGUAACAAUAGAUUUGUAUUUUUGGUAAACUUUUGGACUUCAAUAAAACUAUAGCAAUUUC
Messenger RNA from Lottia gigantea (owl limpet), 2251 nucleotides. RefSeq lists its product as hypothetical. The transcript has a single exon. NCBI's taxonomy places the organism in Eukaryota, Metazoa, Mollusca, Gastropoda, Lottiidae. The record is from RefSeq and is a predicted model, not a curated record. The coding region runs from base 44 to 1705 and encodes 553 amino acids.